UGUUGUGCGAAAAUCAGUAAUAUUUUCUGUUAUUGUGACUACUCAGAAUUGUUCAAAAUGUCGGCGGUGAAGCACUUGUUUGAGACGAAAGAGAUGUCCGACUGCAGUUUCAUGGUGGGAAAAACGAAUGCACAGCUCGUCUUAGGACACAAAAAUAUCAUAUCAGCAGCUUCUUCAGUCCUCCGAGAAAAGCUCAAAGCAGCAGACACUGACAAUCCUAAAGUAAGCUUGACUGAUGUUGAGCCCGAAAUUUUCCAGUUAAUGUUGAAGUACAUCUACACCGACCGUGUUGAAGUUGACUCUGAAACAGCUUAUGAUUUGGCUGAAGCGGCAAAGGUCUAUGAAAUUCCAGAGUUGAUAAAAAAGUGCACUGGGUACAUUUCUGAUAACCUGACGACGAAGAAUGUUCUCCGAGCUUACAGUCUUGCUCUUCAAUCAAGUGAUAAAGAAGAUUUAAAGAAGAAAUGUGAAGAGCUGAUAAAAGCUAAAGCUAAAGACGUGCUCGCUGACAGUACCUUUGAAGAAACUUGCCUUGAUGUGGUUGUGGCAGUUUUCUCACUGGAGUCUCUAGAUAUUGAAAGUGAGCUGGAUCUCUUGAACGCAGCUGACCGCUACGCCAAGCACAUCACUAAGUGUAACAAUGUGGACAGUGAAACCCUCGAUAUUCGUAAAGUCUUACAAAAAAUUCGCUUUCUCUCUCUGACUCCUACUGAAUUUGCCAAAGGUCGAGCUGCCACAACCGUUCUCUCUGACUCGGACGCUUGCGCAAUCCUUGCUAACAUAGCAUAUGAUAAAUCAUCGACUAAAAUGCCCGCGGGUUUUUCACUUCGAAAAGAUCCCAGAAAAACAAAGAUGAAUAUAAAUAUAUAUGAAAGGUCCUCUGAGAUACAAUUUAAAUUCCCUGUAUUGGAUAUUCAAAAUGUAAUCGAAAAAGUGGAAAAGAAGUGGUCCGACAAAUUCACGGUAUCAAGUUUAAAAUGGAAAGUUUAUAUCGAUUUUAAGGUUAAAGAUUCUAAAAAAUUUUUAAGUAUAUAUUCGUAUACUAAUUGGGAUAGCGAUUCCAAAACAUGGUCUUGUAAAGCAGAAGUAGAAUUUAAGCUACUACGCACUGAUGAGGAUAAACCUUUUAGUCGUGUAUUUAAUCAUGAAUAUACCCAUGACACUAAUGAUUGGGGCUACCCAGAAUUCAUUGAGACAUCUCAGUUGCUGGAUCCCAAGAAUCAUUACAUAAAAGAUGGGGCCGUUACUUUCCAGGUUCGUAUAAAGGCUUACGAACCACAAGGGCUGUAACUUUAAGAUUUCUUUUGUAAACAAACUAAAUGUAUUAUUGUUUGCUGAAGGUAUGGUAUGGUAACUAAACAAUUAAAAUUCUCCGUCUAAUAAUAGUAGCCUGAAAUAAAUUAUGGAAACAUUGUGUUAAAAUUGUAUUGUUUCAAAUAAAUUGCGUCUUUUCAAACUA
Molecule: messenger RNA, 1459 nt
Organism: Ostrinia nubilalis (European corn borer)
Lineage: Eukaryota; Metazoa; Arthropoda; Insecta; Lepidoptera; Crambidae
Product: BTB/POZ domain-containing protein 2-like
Exons: 2
Coding region: 58-1290 (410 amino acids)
Biological process (GO): neurogenesis
Cellular component (GO): cytosol
Molecular function (GO): protein binding
Source: RefSeq, a predicted model, not a curated record